Molecule: messenger RNA, 348 nt
Organism: Drepanopeziza brunnea f. sp. 'multigermtubi' MB_m1
Lineage: Eukaryota; Fungi; Ascomycota; Leotiomycetes; Helotiales; Drepanopezizaceae
Source: RefSeq, a predicted model, not a curated record
AUGAUGUUCACCAGCACUAUCGUCGCCGCCAUGCUUGCCUCUGCUAUUUCAGCAGCUCCUGCCGCUACAACAACAACAGAGGUUAUCAAGCUUUGCCGCGAUAAUAAUUUUAACGGGUGCUACGACGUCGAAUACAAGCCAACUUAUUGCAUCACUAGUGAUCUUAGUCGGAAAGGCCUGGAUGGUAGCAUUUCCUCUUUUAACACUAAUGGCAGAGACUGUAUCUUCUUCACGGAUGGGAAUUGCUUUUCUAAGGCUUUUUCGUACAACGGCUUUUCGCGACAGUUUUCAAACAAACCCGAGAUCGCUCGGUACGAUGAUGCCAUCAAUUCGAUCAUGUGCAAAUAG